Messenger RNA from Sebastes umbrosus (honeycomb rockfish), 2310 nucleotides. Its product is annotated as nanos homolog 1-like. The transcript has a single exon. Gene Ontology annotation, cellular component: perinuclear region of cytoplasm. Gene Ontology annotation, biological process: oogenesis; negative regulation of translation. Gene Ontology annotation, molecular function: zinc ion binding; mRNA binding. The coding region runs from base 189 to 851 and encodes 220 amino acids. NCBI's taxonomy places the organism in Eukaryota, Metazoa, Chordata, Actinopteri, Perciformes, Sebastidae. The record is from RefSeq and is a predicted model, not a curated record.
ACCACGCCUCCCUGUUUUAUUCAUUCUGGGGGCUUUAUCAGCAGCCUACAUGUUGACUGCUCUGCAUACUAGACCCAGCAGAGAGAGAGAGAAGAGAGUCGAACCACCUCCACAGACUACCCAUGCUGACAAACACACCGCCUUUUCUCCUCUGUGGACAUUAAAACUCUGCAGCAGCUCCAGUCAGGAUGGAUUUUUUAGACAGCAGCGGCUCUCCGUACGACAACACCUUUAAUUUUUGGAACGACUACCUCGGCCUGUCGACACUUGUGGCCAAAAAUAAGAUCAACAGCCCUUCGUCCUGCAGCCCCAACUCUAUCACCGAGUCCCUUAAAGCGACUCUGGGCUUGGAGGACGACUCCCUGGUUUGCUCCUGCGUAAUUGGACACGGCAGAGACAGCGAUGGACACGUGGACUCCUGCUGCUCACCACAGAUCUCCAUCUAUGAUCUGAAGGAGCACAUCUCGCUGCUGAGGCCCUACGAGCACCUUACUGGGGAUUCACCGCUGGGAGACAGAGAUUCACCCCCGUAUAGAGGGAGCUUCACCGGCCUGGAUCUGCUCUCCAUGGACAGGAGGCGCAAACAGACUCAGAGGGGCAAACCGGAGCCCAAGGUGUGCGUCUUCUGUCGGAAUAACGGUGCUCCGGAGGAAGUUUACGGCACCCACAUCCUGAAGACAGCAGACGGAAGAGUCCUGUGUCCGAUCCUCCGGGCGUACACCUGUCCUCUCUGCAGUGCCAACGGAGACAACGCGCACACCAUCAAGUACUGCCCGCUUUCUAGAGACCAGCCGAGCCAGAGAGUGGCAAAGGGAGGCAGACCCAUUGGGAAAAGGAUGAAAAUCUUCUAAGCGAGGAGAUGAAUGAAGUUUGAGUUGCACUGUAUAUUACUAGUGUGUAUGGCAGUGAUUUUUUUGCCCCCCCAUUUCAUGCACAAGACAAGUCUGGAGAGAUUUUAAGAAUUUUUUUUUGUAUGUGCUUCAUUUGUAAUAUCUUAUCUUGCAACUCUAUGGCAAGGCAAGGCAAGGUUAUUUAUAUAGCACAUUUCAUACACAGAGGCAAUUCAAAGUGCUUUACAUAUAUAAAAACAAGAUAAAAGAACACAAAGUGCAUAAGAUAAAAAACAAAUAAAAGAAUAUUAAAGAAAAAAAUUAAAAGGAUAAUAAAAACAAUCAAAAGACAGUAAAGUGCAGCAUUUGAUCAAUUAGGAAAAGCGUCUGAGAACAGUUUUUGGUCUUGAGUCUAGAUUUAAAAGUGGCCACUAUUGGUGCAUCUUUGAUCUCAUCUGGAAGUUUGUUCCACAGUUGAGCAGCGUAGCAGCUAAAAGCAGCCUCACCAUGUUUCCUUCCGACCUUGGGUACUACUAAUAGAUGUUUUCCCAGUGACCUUAGAGGUCUAGUAGGUGUGUACUGCUGAAGCAUAUCUGAGAGGUAAUUUGGACCCUUUAGUGAUUUGUAAACAAGCAGUAGUGUUUUAAAGUCAAUUCUGUGACUUACUGGGGGCCAGUGUAGGGACUUAAGUACUGGAGUGAUGUGAUCAGUUCUUUUGGUUUUUGUUAGAAAUCUAGCAGCUGCACAUAGUUUACACUUGGACGCAUUACGCGCAAUAUCUCCCCCCCUUCCCAGCACUCUUGGUGAUCAAAGAUGAACCAAAGUAAACUGUACAGAUCGACCUGUGAAUGAACACCUUCAUGCUGUUAUAAUCAGAAGUUGCUGUUUCAAGAAGCACAGUGCCAGAGCAAACAGAACCUGUGCAUGUCUAGGUGCCAACAUAAAUGAAUAUGCAGCACUCCUGAUAUGAGAUGAAUGUUUAGUCCCGUUAUUGGCCCCAUGGAUGUAAGAGGUCUUACCAGAGGCCAUGCAAGAUAUACUUCUUUAUAUCGAGCACAGUUUUUCUACCAAAGGAAUACACUUUUGUAUUGAAACUUAGCCUAAAUUUCUGUAUUGUUUAUAUGUUGGAUGUCUUAUGUGGUUUUAUGUGGAUAGUAUUUUGCAGAUUUCAACUGAAUGUAAAACAGUGACACGCAGUUCACCUACAUGCUCUUCAAGUAGCUCCAAGCUCUCAUUAUUAGUUCAGUUUCCUGUUCAAAAACACAGAUGCUGAAUAUUUUUUUGUUUUUUUUCACGUGGAAGUAUAUUCCUGCAAUUCUUGUAAAUGUAUAAAAUAGGUGAACGAUUUUAGCAAUGAAAAGCCUGACAUUCCAAAGUCUUUUUCUGUCAAUAGAAAAUGUUUUAUGUACUUAUUUUUACCUUAUGUAUCAUUGGGAAAUAUAUUCACUGUAAAUGACUCUGAAUAAACAUGUAAUUUGCA